This is a messenger RNA of Peronospora belbahrii, 1725 nucleotides long. NCBI's taxonomy places the organism in Eukaryota, Oomycota, Peronosporomycetes, Peronosporales, Peronosporaceae. The record is from the annotation of a GenBank genome assembly.
AUGGGUGAAUUCCACACGCAAAUCAAAGUCCCAACAGACGUGGAAGAAUUAAAGGAGGCCAUUAAACGUCAAGUAGAAUUUUACUUUUCACGUGCUAAUCUUGCUAAUGACGCUUAUCUUGUGUCACAAAUGAACUCACAAAUGUACGUGCCUGUUGACGUUAUCAUCAAUUUUUCAAAGAUCAAGCAGCUCACGGACAAUACCGAAUUGCUGAUUGAGGCUGUGCAGAACUCGACGGUAUGUUCACUCAACUCAUUCAAGGACGCGAUCAAACCUAAUAUCAAGUCUGAACGCACGACCAUUAUUUUACGUGAGAUUCCGUCGUCUACGAAGCCAGAGGAAGUUAAGGCCAUUUUUGAAGACUGUGGCGAAGUUAGUAGUAUACGUAGCGACGUUGGAGAUACGUGGUUUGUGACCAUGCAUUCAGAGUCGGAAGCAGUAAACACGCUGCUUGCUUUGCGCAGUAAAACGUUCAAUGGCGCCGCAAUUAAGGCCCGUUUGAAAUCUGAAAACGUGCUUAAAUCCUUUUACCCCGCGCAACCAGCAGAGAACGUCAUUGCUUCUGGUGCAAGUGCGCCGUACGGCGGCCGUGGAUACUACGCUUCGCCUGAUGUAGGCUAUUACGACAACUAUGGCGUCCGAUAUAACACAGUAAACCCACGUUGGGAUCAAAACUAUAGAAACGACAACGUGGCGGAAACCUUCCGAUACGAAGGUAUUAACCAGCGUGGUGCUGGUGCUGUUGCUGCUGGCCGUGGACAAAGUCGACAGGGUCGGCCUAAUAACGCUGGCUUGCACCACCAGAAGGAAGGACGUGUCAAGAGCGGCAGCUUUGAGCAGCGGGCAGCAACGAGCUCUCGUAAGAACAAGGACAAACGCUCGAAGGUGGUGGCUCAGCACCUGACAAAUGGAAGCGGCAGUGGUAAGAAGCCUACCGUUGCCCCGGUAGAACGCCAACCCGUUAUGAAUGCGGCAAACUUUCCUCCACUACCUACAGCUGUGGAGAAGAGCGAAACGUCGAACGCGAUCACAUACAAGUACACUCAUGAGGACAUUAUGGAAAUUGUCAAGAACAUGGACGAAAAGGACUGCAUGCUACCCGAAGGAAAGAUGGACUGUGCAGCGCAUCCGGCUGCUCUGACUGUUGAGGCACACCCUGACUUGCUGCGCAACCAGCGCACCUACAGUAUUGAGCAGGCUCGAGAUGCUAUGCGUCAAGGACGGCCGAUCCGAAGUGUUUCGGUUGGAUCCAUCGACUACGAGAGCAUGAUGUACGGUGAGGACUACACGAAGGAGGCUCGUGAGCAGCGCAAGCAAGCUGAUAGUGCGCCUGCAUUAAGUGAUGCUGCUCCCACUUCAACGUCGGCCGUUGCUGUGUCUACGGCAAGUAAAUCGACUGCUGUACCUGCAAAGAUAGUCGGGUACGCCGCAGCUGUUAUUAACGGUACUCCAGCCUCGACUCCUGUCAGUCAACCCGCGUCCAAGACCGCCUCGAAAAAAACUGUUGCCAAGGAGGAGAAAAAGGCCGUUAAAAAGGCGGCUAAGACUGUUGAGAGCGCGCCGACAAAUGCUUCUGUCCCGAUGGUAGAUGAAUCUUUGCCAAAGACUGGUGCAUGGGGUGGCCGCAACUUUCUCGAUGUGGUAAAGGCUGACCCGCCAAUUGCGGCUGUGAAAGCGACGGCAGCUGUUGCUUUGAGUGACAGUGAAAGCAAGUCGACACAAUAA